Molecule: messenger RNA, 736 nt
Organism: Microdochium trichocladiopsis
Lineage: Eukaryota; Fungi; Ascomycota; Sordariomycetes; Xylariales; Microdochiaceae
Product: mitochondrial 54S ribosomal protein YmL31
Exons: 3
Coding region: 172-504 (110 amino acids)
Cellular component (GO): mitochondrial large ribosomal subunit
Molecular function (GO): structural constituent of ribosome
Source: RefSeq, a predicted model, not a curated record
GACCUUGCCAGUCGGUCCAGCAUCCAUGUGGCGCAAACCCAUCGCUGAUUUUCUAGGGUGCUGAGCUCUGUCGACAUCGGAAGGGCUACCGCGUGCCUGAUAUUCAACGAUCAACGAUCAACUACACCUGGCAGGGAGCGACCUACGCCCUUCGACAAAACCCCAGACACAAUGUUUGGAGCGUUCCGGCCGACAAACAGCCUCUCCGGAGGUCUUCUCUGGAAGAUCCCCUGGAGACUGUCCCGCUUCCAGAAGGCGCGCCAGCGGCAGCGCCUCCGGGCCGUCGACGCGGUGGUAGACACCCUCGACAAGGCCCUCGCGCGGCAGGGCGAGACCCUCAAGGCGCUCGAGACGUGGAAGGCCGAGAUGCCCACCGAGGCCGAGAUGCUGCCGCGGGACAAGUACACCAUGUUCGACCGCAAGGAAAAGAAAUACAGGAAGGGCAUUCACAAACUACCAAAGUGGACGAGAGUGUCACAAAGAGUGAAUCCUCCUGGUUACUAAACUGGCAAGGCCGUGGCUAGCGAGCAUUGGUCGUUGUCAUUGUGGGCGGUCGAUGGAUGGAGAGCGGAACAAAACGAGAUAUUGUCUUUUCAUGUAACAUAUACUGGCGAAACCAAAAGGCUGCCAGGUGUAACACUACAACACCUAGGGAGCGUUCGUGCUCUGCGAUGCGGUCGCUUUUGUAUCUUCCAGGGCCACAGCAAUCAAUAUAAAUGGAGUUCAAGGCUUUGAU